Messenger RNA from Tribolium madens (black flour beetle), 581 nucleotides. It is a transcript of the gene osi, whose product is annotated as electron transfer flavoprotein regulatory factor 1. Gene Ontology annotation, cellular component: mitochondrion. The coding region runs from base 120 to 362 and encodes 80 amino acids. NCBI's taxonomy places the organism in Eukaryota, Metazoa, Arthropoda, Insecta, Coleoptera, Tenebrionidae. The transcript is spliced from 2 exons. The record is from RefSeq and is a predicted model, not a curated record. Gene Ontology annotation, biological process: respiratory electron transport chain.
GACUUUGUAGGGAUUUUUGUGUUACCAACGUUAUUAUCUUCUAAUGGGAUAAAGUUCAAAGAAAUAACAAUUUUGUGUUGUUGUGAGGUGUUUUUAACGCUUUCAAGACUUAUUUUAAUAUGUCUUUACGCAAGGAAGUGAUUCAACUUUAUAAAACAUUAUUGCAUCUGGGGAAAGAUUACCCGUCUGGUUACGACUUUUUUCGUACGCGCUUACAUAACGCAUUCAUGAAAAAUAAAGAUGAGAAGGAUCCGGAAAAAAUUAAGAAAAUGAUUGCUCAUGGACAGUAUAUAGUGAAGGAGUUGGAAACUUUGUACAUGCUAAAGAAGUAUAGAACUUUAAAGAGAAGAUAUGAUCUGUGAUUUAUGAUAGAUGAAACACACACACAAAGUGGUCAACAGGACGAGUGAUAUGAUUUAUUUAUUUUUUUGUCUACUUAACAAGAGCAAGGUUGCCACAUUUUAUUUAAUUUCACAAUAUAAUAAUAUUAUCAUACUUAUUGUUCUUUAAUAACAUUGAAAAAUUAACUAUACAAUGUAAUAAUAAUGAUAAUAAAGUGCUAUUUUGCUAUGUCUAGAUAA